Molecule: messenger RNA, 2499 nt
Organism: Xiphophorus couchianus (Monterrey platyfish)
Lineage: Eukaryota; Metazoa; Chordata; Actinopteri; Cyprinodontiformes; Poeciliidae
Product: extracellular calcium-sensing receptor-like
Exons: 6
Coding region: 76-2499 (807 amino acids)
Biological process (GO): G protein-coupled receptor signaling pathway
Cellular component (GO): plasma membrane
Molecular function (GO): G protein-coupled receptor activity
Source: RefSeq, a predicted model, not a curated record
UCUCUGGCUGAGGAGCAAGCCUGCACGCACAGAGGCGAUCUCGAGGAUGCCCAGCUGAUAAAGAAAGGAGACAUAAUGUUGGGAGGAGUCUUCUCCUUCCACAGCAGCUGGAGGAACAGCCAAGAUAACUAUGAACAAAAACCUCAGCAGCUGCAAUGCACCAGAGACUUCCAGUUUGCUCAAGCCAUGCUUUUUGCCAUUGAAGAAAUUAACAACAGUUCAGAUCUACUGCCGGGAUUAACUCUGGGUUAUAAAAUGUACGAUGCCUGUGGUUUCAUUGCCAGAAGUGUAAAGGUUUCCCUGGCCUUGCUCAACGGUAAUGAAAUUCAGGCUUUACCUGCAGAGCCAUGUACAAGACCUGCACAGGUGCAGGUGAUAAUGGGAGAAACGUCUUCCUCUCCUAGUGCAGCCAUUGCCACUGCUGUUGGACCCUUUCACAUCCCAAUGAUCAGCCAUUUUUCCACGUGUGCUUGCCUCAGUGAUAAAACCAAGUACCCAUCAUUUCUCAGAACAAUACCCAGUGACUAUUACCAGAGCAGAGCCCUGGCCCAUUUGGUCAAACACUUUGGAUGGACUUGGAUCGGAGCUGUUAGAUCCAAUGAUGACUAUGGAAACAACGGCAUGGCGACGUUCACUGAAACUGCAGAGGAGCUGGGCAUUUGUCUUGAAUAUUCUGUAUCAUUCUUUAGAACUGACCCAUCUGAUAAAAUACAUAAGAUUAUUGAGGUUAUUAAGUCAUCCAACUCAAAGGUCGUCAUUGCCUUCCUCUCCCACAUGGACCUAGAUGUGUUGUUAAAUGAGUUUUCUUUGAACAAUUUGACUGGCUACCAGUGGGUGGGAACCGAAGGCUGGAUGUUUGAUUCUCAGAUUGCCGCAAUGGAUAAAAAUCGCAUUCUGGAUGGAGCUAUAGGCCUUUCCAUCCCCAAAGCGCACGUCAGUGGACUCAGAGAGUUCAUGUUUAACGUUAAGCCGCUGAAUUCAUCAAAUAGUGAGUUAUUUACACGGCUUUGGGAGGCGUUGUUCAGCUGUAAGUUCAAGCAAUCAAACUCUGGGGAGAUUCAGAAGGAGUGCACCGGAGAGGAAGAUCUAACUGGAGUAGAAAACAGCUUCACUGAUAUGUCACUCAUGCCAAUAUUUUACAAUGUCUACAAAGGGGUUUAUGCAGUGGCUCAUGCUCUGCAUGAAAUACUCAACUGCAAUAAAACAUGUGACAUCAAUGUACAGCUAGGUCCAUUGACAAUUUUACAGCACAUACAAAGGAUUCGCUUUAAAACAAAGGAAGGAGACGAGGUUUACUUUAAUGAGAACGGAGAUCCGCCAGCAAAAUAUGAGAUUAUAAACUGGCAGCGGGGUGAAAAUGGCAUCUUGAACUUUGCGGCUGUUGGUCUUUACGAUGCAUCAUUGCCAGCCGAUAAACAGCUAAAUGUGAAAAUUGGGUCAAUAGUUUGGGCUAAAAACUCACUCCAGUUGCCAGUUUCAGUUUGCAGUGAGAAGUGUCCCCCAGGAACACAAAAAGUCCUCCAGAAAGGACGACCUGUUUGCUGUUUUGACUGUAUAAGAUGUGCAGAAGGAGAAAUAAGCAACAGCACAGAUUCUGUCACCUGUGUGAGAUGCCCUCUUGAAUCUUGGUCAAAUGAAGAUCGAACUGCCUGCAUAAAGAAGAAGGCUGAGUUUCUUUCAUAUAAAGAAAUUAUGGGAUCAUUGCUCACUGCGGCUUCUUUGUUUGGAACAUGCAUGACUGUCGUCGUCGCAGUCAUUUUUGUCACAUACAGGAACACGCCUCUUGUCAGGGCAAACAACUCUGAGCUGAGCUUCCUGCUCCUUUUCUCCUUAAAGCUGUGUUUCCUCUGCUCUCUGACGUUCAUUGGCCAGCCCUCUGACUGGUCCUGCAUGCUGCGGCACACGGCGUUCGGCAUCGCCUUCGUCCUCUGCAUCUCCUGUGUUCUUGGAAAAACCAUAGUGGUGUUAAUGGCGUUUAAAGCCACACUUCCAGGAAGAAACGUGAUGAAAUGGUUUGGGCCUACGCAGCAGAGAGUCAGUGUUCUUGGGUUUACUCUUAUACAAGUGAUAAUCUGCAUCCUCUGGUUAAGCAUCUCUCCACCUUUUCCAUCCAAGAAUUUUAAAGAAUUUAAAGACAAAAUCAUCUUGGAGUGUGCUCUGGGUUCAGCUGUGGGCUUCUGGGCUGUGCUUGGGUAUAUUGGACUUCUCGCUAUGUUGUGUUUUAUUUGUGCUUUUUUGGCUCGUAAAUUGCCCGAUAAUUUCAACGAAGCCAAAUUCAUCACCUUCAGCAUGCUGAUAUUCUGCGCUGUCUGGAUCACUUUCAUCCCAGCGUACGUCAGCUCUCCUGGGAAGUUCAGUGUGGCUGUAGAAAUCUUUGCUAUCCUGGCCUCCAGUUUUGGAUUAUUAUUUUGUAUCUUUAUUCCAAAAUGCUACAUCAUGGUGAUGAAACCAGAGAAAAACACCAAAAAGAACAUGAUAGGAAAGGGUGCCCCAAAAUAA